GAAAUAAAAUAAUCGUAUGAGUGUGGAAAAAGCCUAAGUUAGCAGGGCAUGCUGGAAAAAUAAACAAAAAAGAAAUGACGAGUCUGUAGUAAUAUAUAAAUAGAAUAUUACUUAAUUGGGCAUUAAAUCGUUUCUUGUUUUUCGGCAUGCUACUUCAUUCUGCUCCAUCAUUCCUCAUUUCAGCAAAGCUUGAGGACACUGGAUUUCAAUUUUGGUGAAUUAAAAAGUACCUAAAGCCCGACCAGACCAGACGCCGUGGCCGUGCUUGCUUGAAUACAUACGGAACCUCCUCAACCCUCCCCGCCGGAACUCUGGCUCAGCUCGACUUGGGUUGAGGUGGUGGACGUGGGUUGUACUUUUCUUGCCUGGCUUGAGCUUGGACUUGGUGCACUGCACUGGUGGGGUUUCCUCUUACUUUUCUCGAGUCGUCGGGCUCAGCUUACGCGCGCCGACAGGAGGCAGGCGAGAGGACUAACUUUAAUACUAACGUAGAUGAAAGAUGUUCAACAACAACAAAACUAGCAACCCACGAUCUUUGUCUCAAGCUCCUCCAGCAUGUACAGCAUCGGGUGAUGGAAGGAGGAGAUGGCAGCUAGGAAGAGUCACUAGGGGUCAGAAGAGGUCAUCAAACCUUGGACCAGAGGUCAAGCAAGAAUGGGAUAGGGUCCAGGAUGACUUGAAACGGUUUCAGCAGAGUUUUGAUGCUGGGGUGCAGAAUUUGGAAGAACAGUCGGAUGCUAAGUCAGCUGUGACAAGAAGUCAUUGGGUGCCAAAUGCAGAGUGCAAUAAUUGCAGCAACAAAUCAUGCAAGCGCCCUCUCUGGGCGAUGUCAAAACACCACUGCAGAAAAUGUGGCCUUAUCUUCUGUGCAAAAUGUCUGCAGUUCAAAAGAAGACUAUCAUCCAAUGCAGAGUAUGAUCCAAACGGAUGGAUGUGCAAAGUUUGUGAGAAAUGUUUUGAUGCCAAAGAACAAGAGACUGGCCAUUCACGAAGGUGGACCUAUGACCUUCAGCUCUUCCGUGCUGCUCGUCAGAAACGGGACAGUUCUAAACUUACCAGGUCUGUCAUAGAAAGAGUAUGUAGGAACCUUGUGGGAGGAUUCCAUACGCAUCAUUCGUCCAACAUCUCCACACCCCAGACGGCCGGUCCAUCAACAGAGACCAAUGACGGAGGAUCACCGACGAAAAAUCCAUUCAGCUUUUUCAAGCGCAGCGUGUCAAAGGUCGUUAGUCACGGUGUACCCGAUUGGCAGAAACCACCAGGUUGGGUGGCUGAAGGAACUAGCUGCCAAUGCUGCGAUCGUCCCUAUGGUAAGCUGGAAGGGAAGUCCAACUGUCGGAUCUGUGGAAGGCUAGUCUGCAAGCCACAGUCUUCGAGGGACUUUCUGCUGUAUACACCGGACAAAUCAGACCGGACUGAGCUUGGUUCAGACCCUCGCUGGGCUAUCAUCAGAGUCAUUGGGAGCCCAGAAGUUGAACCCGAUGACUGUCUUUAUCUACGGGUAUGCCAUUCAUGUAAAGAACAGCUUACAGUGAUUCAGGUUGAGGAUUACCAAAGAGUGAGCGAGGAAGGGGGUAUGACGUAUAUCUGUCUGCAACAGCUUGCCGAGAUCUACUCAGAUAUCAUCAAAGUUCAGACGAAGAUUGAUGCCAGUUUACCUGAGUUUCAGAAAUUGAUUGAUGGUCUUGAGAUUCAGGCAGGAGCACCUACCAGUCUACCACCAAACAGGAACAACAUGCAGCUACUAGCUAAACAUCAGGGAGAUUUAUCGGAUCACCUUUCUUUGUUUGUUAUCACCGUUGGUCGAUUGAAAAGACUAGAACCACAGAGCAGGCUGCAAGUGAAGCUAGUCAAGAACCUUAUGUCUUGUAAACUCAGCUUCUACCAAGAAACGAACAGUCUUUAUAGACAACUCAAGAAACAGCUUGGUGAAAUCACCCCACAGGAGGUUCUUCAAGAAAUACAGACCAUCGUAGAUGAAAAGGCCAUCAACUCUGCUUGUUUAUCCCUGAAUCAGCUUGCCUUUGAGGUCCUUCAUCUGUGUCUCAAACACGACCUAGAGCAGAGCUUACCACUCACAAUCAAACAAGCGGCCGAGGUUUGUGAGUCGGACCUGAAGAAAAAGAUGGAAUCAUCAGGAGAGGAUUGGGAGGAGCAUAAAAAUCAGAUCAAUGCCUUUGUCAAAAUACAAAUCAAGGGAGAUGAGGAAAAUCAUUUCAAGCCGCGCCUUUACAUUCGUCCUUCUCGUCGCAGAACGAAGAGAGAGGGCGUGCUCUACGUGGAGUGGUUUGUCAACCAGAGAACGUCGGAAGUCGCUGAAAAGAUCCAUGCUCAGUUGGUGAGCAGGACUGCCGAUCGUAGCUUUAAACGAACAAAGUCAUCCAUAGAAGAGCUCAGAUCAAGCUUCAUCGAUGAAGACAAAAAUGAUGACAAGAAUGGUUGGACGCUUCUUUAGUACUCAAUAUUCUUCAGUGGUACAUAAUGCUGCAGAGGUUUAAGCCACCGCACACCUUACGACUCGACUAGUCUUCGACUGGUCUGCAACUGAGUGAGGGGAAAGGAAUCACAAGGUAGUCAUAAGCCUCGACACCUUGCGAUCCGACAACCAUGCUGUCUGCGACUCACGUAUGCGCUUCUUGCUUUUUGCCAUAGCACUUCGAGAAAAUACAUGUAACCCCUUCUACUAGGUAAUCGAAUGCGCGUUGCAUAUCAAGCACGCAUCGGUAUUUAAGUGCGACUCUGCUGUCUGAUUGGCUGGAAGUUGGAUUAAGCUUGCGAUCCAGUUGUGAGGAUUCGACAGGUCAAAUCCUUACGGUUUUCCUUUGUGAUUUGUCUCUAACCGGUCGGCGACUCCCAAGCUGACAAGAGCUGUCAGUGACGUCAAAUCUCCCUUCACUCAGUGGCCGACCAGUCGGGUCGUGAGGUGUGCGGUGGCCUUUAUACUUAUAGGCCCGUAUGCUGAAGUCGGGUUUAACUUAAACUCAGGUUUAAAGUUGCGGUUUAAGUAUGGAUAGCCAAUUGUUACAUAAAUCAUUAACAGUACAGAUACCAUAUUUCAGCUCCUUUGGCUCUCAAAUCAUUCAUAAUUGUCUAGGAAGUAUAAAUAGAUGAUUGUCUUCACCAUCAAUGAAUCGAGAAAGAGCACAGUAAACAUAAGAUACAUACAACUUAAUAAAAAUUUUGACACUUUUGGCUUCCCAUAAUUUCAGCACAGAGUUUGACCAUGGUCCAAGUUAAACCUGACUUCAGAAUACGGGCCUCAGUGUCAGUUGCACUUGAGACGCUGGUGGGUCUGAUUUGUGUGAUGGAAAUAAUGUCCAUGUUUUAAAGGGGGUACUCCGGGCUGGGAAUAUUUAUAUCUAAAUAAAUAGAGUAAAAUUCAUUGAGCCAAAUGCUGAAAAUUUCAUCAAAAUCUGAUAACAAAUAAUAAUAUGCAAUGUAUUUUGUAAAUUGCAAAAAUGUUGUCGAUCAUAAUGACUGAUUGUUUUUCCAUUGUAUUUAGAAGAAUCCAUGAAAUGAUGUGUUUGAUUUUAAAUUUAUUGGUAAAAUAUAUGUAAAAUUAAUUUCUGAAAACAAAAUUGCAACUCUUGAUAUAUGGGAAAGCAGCUUGCAAGACGUCACAAAAAUAAGUUUAGGAAUAUCACCUGUAUGUAAUAUUUAUUGCUUAAGGUUAUACAUGUAGCACAAAUGUAAUAUUAUGACCGACUUGAAAUACUUUAUACCAAUCCACUUUCAAAUAGCAGUGUACUUAUAUAUUUGAUGCAUUAUAUGUACUAUUUAUUAAGUGUACUUAUUUACACAAAUCAUGAAUGCAAUCAUGUACAAUCAAUAAUUUAUAAUUUAUAAGAAGGAAUACAUGUAGUAUACCUAUGCCUGAAAUGUAUUAAUCUACGCAAAAUAUCAUGAGUGAAAUAGACUCCUUGCAUGUUUCUUUCCUGGGAACCUAUACUGUAGAAACAAGGCAUUCCUGACACCUGUGAGUUAUAAAUGAGGUGCAUUAAUAAAUAUAUGCUAUGUCAGUUUACCCUAAAUAGACUGGGCUAUUUCGACGCCUAAGAAAACUGGGGGGGGGGGCUGAUUCAGCCCCCCCUUAUGAUCUCAGCCGUCGAUCGAGCGAUCGCAUCGAAAAUUGGCACGCGCGUUACCCAUGGCAUUAUCUCCAAAAAUUAUAAUAUGAAAUUCUGCAAAAAAUCUCAUUGCUCAUUAAUUAUGCUAAUUUAUGCGUAAAAUCAUAAGUUUGCUCUAAAUAAUAAAAUAAUGCCCCUAAAAUGCUAAUUUUUGUUUCACAUACUCUAGAUAGGCAUCUGAUCUAAUUUAUUUUUCAAAAAUUCCAACAUCACAUUUAUUUUCUCAUGUAUUCUAUUGUUUUUUCAAUGGAAAUUGUCGGGGACUUUAUUUUUUACCAUGAACAAGAUAAAAUUAAUUGAUUUUAAGCGGUAAAAGUGAAAAUAAUGAUGCAUUUAAGAAUUUAGCUUAAAACACUAUUUGCAUUGGAUUUGUACACAAAUUCACGUUUUUGAUUAAUUUUGGGUCUGCAUGCACUUACGAAGUGUUGCGUAAUUUCGAAACCGCGUACCCGGGGGUCACAAUUUGGGUCUCAAAAGUGCGAGACUUGAAAGUAAAAAGUCAGCGAGCAACACGGUCAAAAAAUUUCGAGUGGCGUAUUUAUCGCGAAAAAUGUCGAGGGGGGCUGAAUCAGCCCCCCCCCCCCAAAGUCUUCUUAGGGUUAAGCCUCUGGCAAGCUCUCAGGUUGAUAAGAAAAACCUUUAAGGUGUGCAUCAAAUUUGAAUAUGUGAGUAAAAAGGUCUAUUCAUAACUUCUGUAACGCCAAAAUAAUUUAAAUGCAGAAUUUGUUACACAUGUAUUUAUAUACAAUGAAUGUCGUGAAAGUAUUAUUUAUAAGUAAUGUAAAUAGAUAAUACAUUAUUUAUAUAUAAUAAAUAUUGUGCAACCAUUAUUUUUAAAUAAUGGAAAUUGUAAAAUUCAUCUAUCUAGUUCACUACAGAGAAGGCUCAUUAUAAAUGCUGUAUUUAUUAUGAAACCAUUGUUUAUGAAUAAUGAAACAGGCUAUUUGUAUUUGUAAAUGACAUAAUUGUUAAAUAGCGAUUAUAUAAUACAUGUAUAUGAUUUACAAACGGCGUCCCAUAGUUUAGAUACAUGUAUGGUGGUAUCUCCCUAAUAGCUAGUCAAUAAUCACAUACUAUAUGUUUGACAUAAAAGUAUAUACAUGUGUAGGAUAAAAAUAACAAUGAAAUUAUGUACUUAAAUAAAUCAUGGAGCUGCAAGUGUGAAUCAGUACUAAUUUUUUUUUCUGUGAAUGAAUGUACUUAAGUUUUUUAUCAAACAUAUUCCCCUUUUAUAUGAUUAAUCUGAUUACAUUCCAUUUGUUUUAAACUGUGUUCAGAUGAUUGAUGUAUUUGUGUUAACCAUUGGAGGAGAAUAAUACUCGUAGGCGAAAAUUAAGUGGACAUUUCAGUGAUUUGCCAAUUUUUUUAGAUUUAAAAUUACAAAUCUAAGUCUAUUGCUGCAAUACCUGCAUCAAGGUUUUUAUAAUUGUGAAAAAUCUGAGCUUGAAUAAACUUUACCAUCAUGGUAAGUUGCAAUCAAAUGGUAA
Molecule: messenger RNA, 5614 nt
Organism: Lytechinus pictus (painted urchin)
Lineage: Eukaryota; Metazoa; Echinodermata; Echinoidea; Temnopleuroida; Toxopneustidae
Exons: 14
Coding region: 500-2455 (651 amino acids)
Molecular function (GO): metal ion binding
Source: RefSeq, a predicted model, not a curated record